AUGAAAGCGGCCGCAUCCGCCGCCAAAGCAGCCAAAGAUGGCGCUUCCAACGCACCUGAUCUCGCGAAAAAGGCUGACCCAAAAAAAGCAAUAGCAGCGAUGGCUAAAGAGGCUAAAGAUUUAAACCCGACAAAUGCUGCUGCUCUAGCAAGCAAAUUUAUGGCCACCAUAAGUGAAGCUUGUGAAAAGUUUAUUCAAGGAGUUUUCAAGUCGCUUAGUCCCUCGCCAUCUGCUUUACCUGGAUUGGGUGAGGUCUCAACAAUGACAAAAUUAUUCAACCCCCUUGAAAUUGGUAAAGAUGUGGUGGACGACGUGCUAAAAGUUUUCGGUGGUGCUCCGUCAAAGCCCCCAAAAGACGCUAAAGAUGCUGCAAAAGACGCUAAAGAUAAAGCCGCUAACGGUACUGAGGCUGCUGGCAAGGCAGAUGCCGCUAAGGAUAAAGCAAAGCCUGAGGUAGGAAAUAUAGUAACAAAAGUCGAGGACGCAGCAAAAGACAUGAUAGGCGGAAUAUUUAAGACACCUUUUGGUUUU
This is a messenger RNA of Brenthis ino (lesser marbled fritillary), 531 nucleotides long. The record is from the annotation of a GenBank genome assembly. Lineage: Eukaryota; Metazoa; Arthropoda; Insecta; Lepidoptera; Nymphalidae.